AUGUGGCGCAUACUUCGUGUUUGCAGUUCUGCGAAAACUAGACUGUUCAAGUCUUUAGAUUCACGACAUCUUGUCACAGCACACGAUAUAGAGACUUUCCAAACACAAGGGGUCGUAUAGCCUGUUCCAAGCGUUCAGAUAGUGGAGAGCGGUGCGAAGUAAAGAAAGCGAUAAAAAGUAGAGGGGGACUGGGGAGACUCCUCCUCCCUCGCUUUUAUUUUUUGGCGCUCCUUUUUACUUCGCACCGCUCCCCACUAUCUGAACGCCUGGAACAGGCUAGGGGUUGUAUGUCUCAGGGGUGCGUUCAGAGAAUGGGUCGAAAAGCUGAAGAAAGGUAUUGCCACAAACCAUGCAAACCCCAGCAACGACCGCGGUGAAUGGAUUAAAAGCGAAGAUUCGCAGACCUUCUACUUCAAUGAUUAUUUUAACUGGCGUCGGAUCCCAGAGUUUGAGGAAUUUGUGCGUUUAUCGCCAGCUGCAGCAAUCGCCGGCAAACUGAUGAAGUCUGAGGUUUGUUUUGUCGUAAAAAGGUUCGCCUGAGGCCUUGCUGCUCAAUCACAUUUACGAAAAGUUUGGUACUCCAAAAAAAAGGGCGGUUGGGUUAAUAAACUUUGCCCAAUUCCGAUAUAAUAUAACUGAUUUUAUGGUAUGCUGCCAAGCUACCUGGCCACUGUUUCUUCUACCUGGGAUACUGUUUGCACACGGGGCAUUCCAUAUUUUAUCCCCCACCCCCCUAUACUAAGGAAGGUAGGUUUUAAAAUAGGGGGCUGGGCUGCACACAGGCUUCCCAGAGGUAGGUUGUGUGUGUCUCCCUCCCUGUCACCUAGUCUCCUCCAAUCUUUCAGUAAGCAUGUAUUAAAACUUCAAUUCAGAUUAUGACAUACCAUUUUAAGGUUUUGCAUGUUCAUUGCAGUUUAUAAUGUAUUAAAUUUUCUUCAAUACACCAUUUUACAGCUGUGGACUUAGUACCCUAGCCUUCGAGUGAAUGUGAGGCUGACAGUGACCUUGUUUUGAUACAAACCUCCUUUCCUUUGUAAUGAAAAUUGUCCUUGAAAAAUACUAGUUAGCAUAAGAAUGACUUGAUUUACAUAAUAAAACAGGAAGGUUUGUAUCAAAACAAGGUCACCAUCCACCCUGCACUUCAAUCCAUAACUGUAAAAUGGCCCAUUCUUCCAGUUGCCAUACCACCACCUCUCAGAGUAGUCGCUGUGACAAUGCCAUCACUUGCAGAAAGAGUAGCUCAAUUUAAAUGAUUUAAUAGAGUGUUUUCACAUGAUGUCAUGGCAGCCAUAUUGGUGUCUCAAAACAAUAAAACGGCAGCCAUGUUGGUGUCCCAAACCAAUCCUGUGGGAGAUGAACUCUUUUCUUAUGCAAACGAUUUCUUUUGUUCCAAUAAAUUUGCAUAGAUGCUGGCCACGUGACUGAAAACACUCUAUACACAAUUAAAUACUGUAGAAUGGAAAUCCAGAGUUACCAAUGUUGCAGUUUUUAAUAGCAAAUAACAUGUUUGGUUCUCAGUGGAUAACUUGCAUCUCAUCCCUCAAACUACAAACAAAAAACAACUAGAAGCCCCUUUACAGUGUAUUUUUAGCAUUAAAUAAAGAAAAGCUGUUUGCAGUUAAACUAAAUGUAUUGGUUGAAGUUUGCUGGCAAAUGUCAUACACUGUACAUGUAUGGGUGCUAGCCUGUAUAGCAAGAGUUUCUGUUUGGUUUCGGAGGAAAGAGAGACAAAGGAAGGGGAUUUUCAGUUUUGGCUGCGCAAAUAAUGGAACAAGAGCUAAAAAAUGAAAGCGGGGCAUGGAAAGGGAAAGGAAGAAAGUUUCCUUCCUUCCUUUCUUCCCCACCCUGCUCGUUUACUUACUUGCCCCAUUUUUCACAUGGUCUUUGACCUUUGUUCCUCGUUCUUUUCUCAAAAAGUGCACAGAAACACUUGCCAUACAGGCUAUACAGGCUCAAACACAAAAAAUAUCCACCAGUUUUAAGCUAUCAAAUGUGGAGAGUUUGCAAUUAAGUUUGAGGGUGAAUCAGCAUUAAAUGCAGUCUAACUGAUUCUACAGGUAUAUUUACAUUUCCUGUUCUAAAUCUUUUUUUUAAUUUGAAGUUUGCAGUGUUUUUUCAUGAACAUGUGUUUAUUAAAGAUCCUGGUACAACACGUGGGACACCAUGGCACCAAGAUCAACCAUACUAUCCUGUGAAUGGAAGGAAGGUAUUAUUAGAAAGUAUAAUUCUGUUCUUCCCCCUCCCCACCCCCCCUGCCUGUCAACAACCCCACCAAGUCAAUGGAAACUCUUAGGGGUAGGGAGUCAUGUCUUGAAAAUAAUUUAAAAUAAUUAUCAAAGUCUGCUUGCCUGGGACAGUUGCAAUCCUGUCUUAAUAGCAUAAAAAUAAAAAUGAGAGGUUAGUUAAUAUGAUCUAAACUUUUAUUCAAUUCUUUCUCUGCUGUUUUUAUCAGUUUUGGACAAAACAGAGAAAAAGAAAGAACUAGCCAUAAUGCUACUUCAUGUAUCAUUCACACAUGAUGACUGAAGUUCUGAAUAAGUGCUGCAUGGACAAAUGAAAGAUUUAAUAAGUGGUGGAUAAGGUGCAUGGUAUAGGUUAGAGAGAUUCUUGCCUAGGUGCCACCCAUCAGAUCACACAAGACUAGUUGUUAUGCUAAGUGUGAAAUGUACUUGUUGCAAACAACCAGAAGAACCCUUAUCAUUGGGACAGUUGCAUAAGACUAAAUGUUAGUCAUAAGUACUUACACAUAAAGCAUUUUUAAAAAAUGAAGAGUUUGAUUGGGCAGAUGUCAGAUUUUGGUAACCGUUGUUAUGUCCGACGUUAAGAUUUAUGUAUUACUGGCUCCUGAAAGACACCUAUCUGGCCUACAGUACACUGCAUUAUUUGGACUUAGUAUGGAUCAUUGAGGUAAAAAAUCCAGAAAAUCCUGGAUCCUGAAAAUUUAAAUAAAAUGCCCAUUAUAUAUCAAAUAUAUCCACAGAACUGUUCAUUAUGGCUACCAGUGACUCCUGUAUCUUAA
Molecule: messenger RNA, 3019 nt
Organism: Porites lobata
Lineage: Eukaryota; Metazoa; Cnidaria; Anthozoa; Scleractinia; Poritidae
Source: the annotation of a GenBank genome assembly